AUUCGCUAUACAAUACAUGAUGUCUUUCUUCAACAUUGUUCGCAAGAGUCUUCCCUCAUCUUCCCGUCUCAUCGCCAGUACCCUUGUGCAGCCCACACGUCGCUACAUCAUCCGUUCGCCACUCAUCCAAAAUCGAAGACCCGCUUCAACCUCCACAUCCGUCUCCCCUUCGACCCUUCCUGAAUAUAUUCUUCCUUCUCAUUCCAGUUCCACCCCGAUCACACCCCUCAGAGUAACAUCUCCAUCAAUACGGGCAAUACAAGAAGAAGGAUACUUAGAAAAUCCCAAGUUACUCCCUCCUGACCAGGCCUUCUUACAUAUCACUCCGGAAGCCGUACAGCAAUUAUCGGAGAUAACCUCACGAGAACCACCGGAUGUAGUGGAUAAGGGGCUGGCUCUGAGAGUAGGAGUGGAAUCAGGUGGAUGUCAUGGUUAUCAAUACACCAUGGUACUGACAGAGGAGAGAGGUGUGGACGAUUAUGUGAUGCAACCAGAUGGAGUUGAUUGCAUCCCCGUGGUGGUAGAUCUCACAUCAUUAGGAUUACUCAAAGGCGCAACAUUACAUCAUGCCACCGAACUCAUCGGCUCAAGCUUUAGAAUACAAGAUAACCCUCAGGCGAAACAAGGUGGAGCUUGUGGAUGUGGGAUAAGUUGGGAGGCGAAUGAAGCGGUUCCGACGUGAAGUCCCAGAGUUCGGACGUCUUGGUCUUUUAGAAUGUGGAUGUAGACGUGUACACUCUGUUAUGUAGCUAGUCAAAAUCAUCGCGUCUCAGCUUUGAUGCACGUAUUCAUAACGAUG
Molecule: messenger RNA, 799 nt
Organism: Tremella mesenterica DSM 1558
Lineage: Eukaryota; Fungi; Basidiomycota; Tremellomycetes; Tremellales; Tremellaceae
Exons: 4
Coding region: 17-682 (221 amino acids)
Biological process (GO): iron-sulfur cluster assembly
Cellular component (GO): mitochondrion
Molecular function (GO): 4 iron, 4 sulfur cluster binding; iron ion binding; 2 iron, 2 sulfur cluster binding
Source: RefSeq, a predicted model, not a curated record